UAAAAACUCAGCGGGAUUUUCAUAGCAAUUGCUACCGAUGAUCAUUUUGGAAGUUUGUAACCGAGCUGUAGAAGAAAUUCUAGUCACCAGAUUUGAACAAGCAAAGGAGGAAUCCAGAUAUGAUAAGAUUGAUUACACCGUUGCGGAUUUCGAUAGUAUUGUUUACACCAUAAGUAACCCAAAUAAUGAUAAGAAAAAGAUACUUGUCAGUAUACUCAUUAAAUUCUUCCAUGAAUUGAACGAACAUGGAGUAAAUGAAGUAUUGGCUCGUGAGUAUGGUGAUUUUCUCUCUUCAGCAGAGCCCAAUAAGAGCGUAACCUUAUGCAUAGAUUUGGAAAAACUACCUCCAGAUCAUAAUCAGUUAGCUCAUAAAUGUGGUCUUUUAAAAAGAAAUUGUAUGGCAGCUGUUUUUGAGAAGUUUUUCGAAUAUCAAAUUAAAUCUAACGUGGAUUCGGGUUCUAAGAGGGCGGUAAUACAUUAUAGAGACGAUGAGACAAUGUAUGUACAAGCAUUAGCUGAUCGAGUUACAGUUAUCUUUAGUACAACAUUUAAAGAUCCAGACGAUUUGUUAAUUGGAAAAGUUUUUAUGCAAGAGUUCACUGAGGUAAGAAGACGUCUUGAUCGAGCACCUCAAGUAUUGUAUUCUCAUCGCGUUCCACCAAAAGAAUUACAGGGAACUGAUGCAGUUAUCAGUGACUCAGUUGCGUACAUUACUUUUGUGCUUUUUCCGCGUCAUUUAUCCACUGAAUCUGCGCGUAAUUCUACCAUCGAUUUAAUACAAACAUUAAGAAACUAUUUACACUACCAUAUUAAAUGUUCCAAAGCUUAUAUGCAAAUGCGUAUGCGUGCUAAAACAGUGGAAUUCUUGAAAGUACUCAACCGUGCCCAUAUUGAACAUCCAACAAAUACUGUGAUUAAUACCAAUAUUACGACUGCUUCUGGUGAACCCACGCCUAUUUCACCAUCAGUGAACAAAAUCGGUGGUAUACAAAGUGAUAAUAUUGGUCGAACAAUGCGUACAGGUUAAUAUUUUCAAUCAAUCAAUCAACCAAUUUAUUGAUUGAUUGAUUAUAGGAGAAGAAAAAGUAAAAAGAAACAUUCUAUCACAACGUUAAUUUCUUUUAUUAUUCUUUACUCUAUUCACUUUGAUAUUUUAUUAUAUUUUUUUUUAAAAAUAUAGAAAUAUUCUUAAUUGUUUAUAAUAUCAAUGAUAGAUGUUCAUUAAUUAAUUAAUUGAAUAUCGAAGAAUAAUUACAACGAUAUUUCAAAAUAAUAAUAAUAAUAAUCAUGAAUACUUUAUUUUAUAUAUAUACAAAUAUUAUGUACUUUUUCCAAGUUAUUUUCUAAUGAUAUAAUAUAUGUGUCUAUAUUUUUGUUGCUAUCCUCCCCACCCCCACUUCCUAUUUUUUUCUCUUUGAUUACUUUGAAUGUCUUACUGAUUUUAAUUGGUAUUCCAUCUGGGAGGGGGGGUAUUCUCUCUCUCCCCCUUGUGCGCACUUGCUUGCUUGUUCGGUACUCUUUUUUUUUGAAGAAAAAAAAUCUUUUUGGCACAUUCCUUCCAGUUGGUGAUAUUUUUUUAUUGUUGUUGUUUCAUUCUCUUCAUUGAUCAUUCUAUCAUUGAUAUGGAACGAAUAUCUUGAGUAAGCAGUAUGUGAAAGUUGAU
This is a messenger RNA of Schistosoma mattheei, 1663 nucleotides long. The record is from the annotation of a GenBank genome assembly. NCBI's taxonomy places the organism in Eukaryota, Metazoa, Platyhelminthes, Trematoda, Strigeidida, Schistosomatidae.